Molecule: messenger RNA, 1409 nt
Organism: Patella vulgata (common limpet)
Lineage: Eukaryota; Metazoa; Mollusca; Gastropoda; Patellidae
Exons: 3
Coding region: 186-1124 (312 amino acids)
Source: RefSeq, a predicted model, not a curated record
GACUACCAUAUCUAUUAAUAGCAUGUUAUGAAGCCAUGACUAGCUAACAAUGAUCGCAGCCUAGAUAUUGAACUAUGUUUAUGUUGUAUAACCACGACUCGUGUUAAUAAAACGCAGUACAUAUCAUCGUUUUGCUGAAUCAGUUGUUACAUAAGAUUAUACCAACAGACCGUCUGUCUGCUACGAUGAGCGGGGUGAAACAAUCAAACCCGGGGCUGGUAAUUUUGAUCAUACUGUCAACUCUAGUAUUUGCAGGGUUACAGGUUCUUAACUAUUUAGCAGCUGACCCAGCCAAUAGCUAUGGACUGUUUGAACAUGGUAUUGCAAAUGUAUCUGCCAUGUAUCCACUUGACGUCACCCCUGCUGGAGUAACCUUUGCUAUCUGGGGAGUUAUCUACGCAUGGCAAGCUUUGAUACUAAUUUACAGCCUUACUUCAUUAUGUCGCCAGACAACAGAGGGUCCCGUUUACUCCAAUCCCACUCUCCUACCCCCAGCUUUCUUUAUAGCUUACAUUGCUAACAAUGUCUCCAAUAUCACAUGGUUAUUCUUAUGGGAUAGACUUUAUCUUGUUGCAUCUUCCAUAUUUUUGUUUCUGAUUGCCUUUACACUUUAUGUGUGCAUGAUCAUAUCUUACGUGGUUCUGAAUAAGAAUAAAGAUGCCUUAGUUUGCAAAGGGAGACAGAUGGAGAUCUGGUUAAUCAUUUUUAUUGUACAAAACGGUCUUGCGAUAUACGCUACAUGGACCAGCAUUGCUUCCUUGAUCAAUUUGGGAACUGUCAUUGCAUACGCAACUGAUCCUCCCGUGGGUAGAGAAAUAGCUUCUAGCAUCGCCUUGGGACUCCUCACUGCCGAGUUUGUAGCAUUUGUUUCUACUGAUCUCUCAGUUCUAAACAAGUAUACAAGAUAUGUAUUUACUCCUUAUGUCGUCCUCAUUGUCGCCUGCGUGGGCAUCAUUGCCAAAAACUGGGAUCCCACCAAUCCCAAUUCCAUCUUUACUGUUGUCAUUUUGGGACUGUCGCUUAUAAGUUUUAUUGCAAAGAUUGUCAGAAUGGCUGUGGGCGGUUCCUAUUUCAAACAUAGAAUUGAAUCAACGUUACAGCACAAUUAUGAAGCCUUAAAGUAAUUCUAGAAUCUGUAUAGUGUACCAAGAAUUUCAUAGUAAAAGAUCUGUUAUACUAGUAUUAUUAUAUGCGAUUAUUUUAUGAAUAUUUUUUUGUAUAUAUCAAGCACAAUUGUUACACGUAUAAAUGAAUAAUUACAGUAUGGCUCUUUAGUAACAAAUAUCACAGCUUUCCAUUUUUCUAAUUAAUGAUUUACAAUAUCCAACCAUCAUGGUGCUUUUGGUGUAUUUUUAAGUUGCAUGUUUAUACCAUGUUGAUUUUUAUGAUAUAAAUAAUAUUGAAAGAAA